CUGAGCACGAGAGGAGCGCACCAGACAGAGAGCGCCUUAUUGGAACUUGUAGACAACACUAUUAUUCUUAUAAUUCUUAAUUAUUUUUUCUUUAAAUAGUUUGAGAAGAAAUAUUACUAUAAGAUAAUUAAAGAUAAGAUAAGAAUUACUAUAUUAAUCCCAAACUGGGACAUUUUUGUGUAUCUGAUCAUUUUGGAGCAAUUUUCUUUUUUCCUGCAAGAGCAUGCUGUUCAUAUGAGUGAUUUUUACUUGAGGCAACAAGGGAGAAAGCAACAUGGAGACGUUCACAUUGCACGAGAUGCUCAUUAACUCGACCGAUCUUAGCAAGAUUUUGUGUAAUUUCGGGAUCAACAUUUCGGAGUGCGACAGCGAGCAGGAAACGUCACCCGAACCCAAAGACAUCAACCAGACAGUGCGGAUCAUCCUCUACAGCCUCAUCUUCCUCCUCAGCGUGCUGGGUAACAGCCUCAUCAUCGGGGUCCUGGUGCGGAAUAGGCGUAUGAGGACUGUCACCAACCUCUUCCUGCUGUCCCUCUCCAUCAGCGACCUGAUGGUGUCCCUGUUCUGCAUCCCCUUCACCCUCAUCCCCAACCUCAUGAGGGACUUCAUCUUUGGCACCGGCAUAUGCAAGCUGGUCAUGUACUUCAUGGGUGUCUCUGUAAGUGUUUCCACUUUCAACUUGGUGGCCAUCUCCCUGGAGCGUUACAGUGCCAUUUGCAACCCGCUGACUUCGAGGACGUGGCAAACCAAAUCUCACGCCGCCAAGGUCAUCACUGCCACUUGGGUGGCGUCCUUCAUCCUGAUGCUGCCGUACCCUAUUUCUAGCAACCUCAAGCCUUUCACCCGCUACAACAACAGCACCGGGUACAUGUGCCGCCUGGUUUGGCCCAACGACGUCAUCCAGCAGUCCUGGUACGUGUCCCUGUUGUUGAUGCUCUUUCUAAUCCCUGGGAUCAUCAUGAUGACAGCCUAUGGACUCAUUUGCCUGGAGCUUUACCGUGGCAUCACGUUUGAGCUGUCCAGCAGAAAAUCUCUCAGAGAAAGACAAUCCAGCACUGGCAGCAUCAAGCCCGGUGACAGUGAUGGCUGUUACCUGCAGCAGUCCAAAAGGAAGAGCAUCACUGGGAGUGGAGUCAGCGCCAGCAUCAAGCCCAAGGCAAGCCGUGUUUGCAGCAACAGCUCUACAGCCAACCUGAUGGCCAAGAAGCGUGUGAUCCGCAUGCUCCUGGUCAUCGUCUUCCUCUUUUUCCUGUGCUGGACCCCCGUCUUCGUGGUCAACGCGUGGCAGGCUUUCGACCGGCGCUCGGCCUACCGCCUGACCGGGGCGCCCAUCUCCUACAUCCACCUGCUGUCCUACACCUCGGCCUGCGUCAACCCAAUCAUCUACUGCUUCAUGAACAAGCGCUUCCGCCAAGGCAUGCUGGCUACGUUCACCUGCUGCAGCUGCUUGAGGAGGAGUGGUGACUUGGCGAGGUCAGCUGGAAGCGGGACAGCUAAAGGGGAAUUGGGCAGAUUAAGAGCAGGGCCAAAAACCCCUGAGCAGAAUGGUCAUACCCCGCCCAGCGGAGCCAGCACACGUUUCACCUACACCGGCAUCCGUGCGUCAGCCUGGAGUGAGCUCGAUUGAUAUGUGUGCAAACACUUUAAAAAAAAAGGAGUCUUGUUUCAAUGUCAAGCCUUCACAGUGAUUAUAUGACUAGUUUAUGAUCGGCUACAUCACCUAAAGCUAAAGCGUCCAAGGUGGUUGACUGACACCUGAUCAUAUUAACCCUUAAAAGGGCCAAACAAAGCAGAACCAAUCGUUUUUGUUUUCCACUCUCUACAAAUUGCAUUCUCAAUUAUGCUUCAGGCUAAACGUAUUUUCUUCCAGAUUGCGGUCGCAGUUUCGGCCAAAGUGGACCCUCAAGGGAUGAGUAUAAACUAGCCUGUAUAGCUAGGAGGCACUUGGCUUAGCAUUUAGCCAACAGCUAAUUAGUUUUACCUACUAACGGAAGUUAACUUUUUUUUGGUAUUCCUUACUCUAAUAGAAGUAUAAAAACAUCAAGCAAGGAAAAAAAUCACUAAGCUGCUCCUGUUUACGUACAAAUGCUCUUCAUGCUAAGCUAUGCUAAUCGCCUCCUGUUGCUAGCUCCAUUUGAUGGAAAUAACGGCAUACGGAUGGCUGCCUGGAGAGCGGGAAAAUACAUUUAAGAAAAAAUCAUCGCAAAAUUGUCAGCUCUGAUGUGAGCAUUUCAUGACCAAGACAUACAAAAAUAACCGCUGUGGUUCUUUAAAAUCAGACUCUGUGUAAACAGGCUUUUCAUCUGUUGUGUACAGCAUUGGCUGCCAGUCACAAUGCAACUGUAAUCAGCAGCUUCAAAACAGCCCUGCGGUGCACAAAUAGUGCUGCUCUUGUCCUUGACCUAACGUGUCCUUGUGGGUAUAUGCAUUUGUGUGUGUGUGUGUGUGUGUGUGUACAGGGGCUGUACUGUGCUAUGGGAGCUGGAGAGGCCUUAUCAUUUAGUGGGACUUUGAACACCUGUAUCCCCUCUAUCGCCUUCAAAGAGCGAAUUCCCGGCACCUGAUUUCUACUGAUUCCUACAGUUAAAUAUAGCAGUGUUCAUGUAACACGUUUUUGUUUUCCUGUUUCCGUACAUUAUUGUUGUAUAAAUUCCUAUUUACAGUGUAGGUUUGAUGCAUUUCUGAAUAUUUUUGAGUUGUUUUAUUGCAUGAAGAUGUGCCUAUUUUGUAGUCCUGUUAAAUAUGAACAUAAUUGAAUGUAAUCGUUUUACAGGUUUAUAGAUAUCUGGUAGUGGUUUGGGGAUUGUAUCGUGUUCUUUUUGUUAUGUACAGACACACAAGCCAUCUCUGAAAAACGAGCGUCUGGUUGACCUUAUAAAGACCUGCGUCCGCGAGGGCUCAGGGCGAAGUAACUUGGAGCUUUUAACGGCUUUAACGAAAGUGGAUCUAAACGGACAAAGGGCAUUAGACGAGUGGUGGAAAGAAACGGCUGUAUCUGCUGGGACUUCUUCCCAAGGAUAAGAGCUCCAUUUGGGCUUGGUGGAUGCCAAAAGCCCCGAGAGAGCUUAACUGUCACUGGAGGAAGGAAAGACUGGGUUAUUCAUUUCUACUGUAAAAGUGUAUUAAAAAUGCUUCUCUACGCUUCUGAUGACAAUUAAAAACAACACAAA
Molecule: messenger RNA, 3170 nt
Organism: Eleginops maclovinus (Patagonian blennie)
Lineage: Eukaryota; Metazoa; Chordata; Actinopteri; Perciformes; Eleginopidae
Gene: cckar
Product: cholecystokinin A receptor
Exons: 5
Coding region: 275-1627 (450 amino acids)
Biological process (GO): neuropeptide signaling pathway
Cellular component (GO): plasma membrane
Molecular function (GO): neuropeptide receptor activity; gastrin receptor activity
Source: RefSeq, a predicted model, not a curated record